This is a messenger RNA of Oryctolagus cuniculus (rabbit), 1284 nucleotides long. Lineage: Eukaryota; Metazoa; Chordata; Mammalia; Lagomorpha; Leporidae. The record is from RefSeq and is a predicted model, not a curated record.
AUGCUCGCCGCGCUGGACCGGGCUCGGCGGGCGGCGCGGGGAGGAGCGGGCAGGGGGAGGGCCGAGGGCGGGCGCGGGGCGGGGGCGGGGGCGGCGGGCGGGCCGCGGGCGUGUCUCGGGGGGCCCCGCGCCGCCGCGCGUGGGGACGGCGCGAGGGUCCUCGCGUCCGUCCGGCGAGGGCGUCUGCGGGCGGGGGCCGCGGGCCGCGCUACCGGGGCGAUUGCGGGAGCCGCGGCGCCCGCGCGAUUGGUCCCCGCGGGGUCAUGUGCCCGCCCCUCUGACGUCAAUGGCGGCAACGGCGCGGCCGCCGCGGCUUCGGCCGCUCGCGGGCGGAGUCGGCGGGCCCGGGCGGGGACGGGCUGGGGGCGGCCGCGGCCCGACGGCAGGGGCGGCCCCUGGGGAGGGGGCCGGGGCGGGCGCGCCCCGACCGGCCAGACCCGCCCCGCCCGGAAUGUGGGGGAGUGGGCGGGGGCCGCGGGGGCGGGGCGCGUGACGUCACGGCAGCCGCGCCCCCGCCGGUGCCCAGGCGGGAGCCGGGGCCGGAGGGGUCGCGGCGGCUGCGGAGACGGCCGGGUGGUGACUGUGGGCCCGGGCCCUGGGCUGGGCAGCUGGGGAGGGGCUGGGCCGCGCCGCGGGACCCCCGACGCCCCUGCGUGGGCUAGCGGCGCCAGAAGACAGUGCGAUGUCCUCGAAUUGAGACUGUGCCCCGCAGCGCCCGGCCGUGGGCCCUGGCUUCGGGGGUGGGGGCGGGCUCCCAGACUUGCUUCUGCCCCUAGAAACAGAACCCCCUUGAGGAGCCCCGAUAACAAAGCGUCACCCCCGCCCCAAAGCUUCCCAGCCGCCCCUCCCCCAACCUCCCGCCCCGGACCCCGGACCCCGGACCCCGCGCCAGCCCAGGACUGGACUCUGCGAGAUGAACCACAGUUCGCCGACGCCAACCUGGACGCGAGCGAGCGACCACCAGGGCCACCGGGCAGCUUCCUCACCCCCGCACGCCCCCGCGGCGGGCCCCCUGCAGGAUUAGAUGAAGACGGGGACAGGAGCUGCAGGGAGGAGGAAUGGUCCACACAAAGGCACAGACUUGGUAGGACGCUUGACCUGCCAGGUGAAUUGCACUCUGGGGGGGUCCAGAGCAGCGGGGAGCUGUCGUGUGGUCUGUGCAUGGUGGUGACUUCCACAUGGCAUCUUGGAAGGAGAAGUAAAUAUAAAGAGAUCAUGAUGGGGCAGGAAAUCCCCUACCAGGAGAGCCAGACACCCAUUUUAAACAGCUUUGACGUGGAAUGA